GGGGCCCGUGCGGUCAUGCCGUGGCUGAGCGGCGGCCGGCGGCGGCGGCGGCGGGGAGAGCCGCGGGAGGCCCCGCGGGAGCCGCCGCCGCCCGCGCAGCCCCCUCGGGAGCCGCCGCCGCCCGCGCCCCCGGCCGCGGCCCCCGCGCCCCCCGCGCCCUCCGCGCCGCCGCCGCCGCCGCCGCGGGCCCGGGAGAGCGCCGAGCUGCCGCUGCCCGCCGGCUGGGAGGAGGCGCGCGACUACGACGGCCGCGUCUUCUACAUCGACCACAACACGCGCCAGACGUCGUGGAUCGACCCCCGCGACCGGAUAACAAAGCCGUUGACCUUUGCCGAUUGUGUUGGGGAUGAACUUCCUUUAGGAUGGGAGACUGUAUACGAUAAACAGAUUGGGAUUUAUUACAUGGACCACAUAAAUAAGCUUACCCAGAUUGAGGAUCCCAGAGAACAGUGGCGGCGAGAGCAGGAACGGAUGCUGAAGGAGUAUUUGAUCGUAGCCCAGGAGGCUCUCAAUGCCAAGAAAGAAAUCUACCAGAUUAAGCAGCAGCGGUUCGAGCUGGCUCAGGAGGAGUACCAGCAGCUGCACAGAAUGUGUGAGGACGACACCCGCUCCUACACCGGCUCCUUCUCUGGAUAUUCAGCAAAUACAAAGUACGACCCAUACCAAAUUAAAGCAGAAAUAGCAAGUCGUCGGGAUAGGCUUUCCAGAUUAAAACGAGAGCUGACCCAGAUGAAGCAAGAACUGCAGUACAAGGAGAAGGGGGUGGAGACCCUGCAAGAGAUUGAUCGUAAGAUGUCAAGUGCUCACACCAACUACAAACUGGAUGAGGCCCAGGCGAUAAUGAGUGAGCUCCGGACCAUCAAGAAAGCCAUUUGCACAGGAGAGAAGGAGAGGCGGGACCUGAUGCAGAGCCUGGCCAAGCUGACCGAGGGCUUCAAGGACAGCUUUUCUCUUAGCGACCCUCACAGUCCAGGUGUGCUUGGCGAUUCGUUACCUCAACAGUUCUGCGAUGCUGGGUCUCAGACGGACAUCAUUGGAGAGUUUGUCUUUGAUGAUAAAACAAGACUUGUAGACCGAGUCAGGCUUAAUUGGCAGUAUGAGGAAGCCAGAAAGAGAGUGUCGACGAUUCAGCAGCAGCUGGCCCAGCUUGAUAACGAGUCGUGGCCGGGCCUGGCCGAGGCCGACAGGGACCGGCUGCAGCUCCUCAAGGAGAAGGAAGCCCUGCUUCAAGAGCUGCAGCUCAUCAUUCAGCAGAGAAGGCCGGUGGAAGACGUGGCCCGGCUGGAGGAGGAAAGGAGGCGCCUGGAGGAGGAGAUCCAGCGAGCCCGGGCCACGUCGGUGCAGGGCGCCACGGAAAGGAUUCUACUUCAAGAAAAAAGAAAUUGUCUACUUAUGCAGCUGGAAGAAGCUACCCGCCUAACGUCCUAUCUCCAGUCCCAGUUAAAAAGCCUGUCCGCCAGCACCCUGACUGUGUCUUCGGGGAGCAGCCGCGGGUCCCUGGCCUCCAGCCGGGGCUCGCUCGCCUCCAGCCGCGGGUCCUUGAGCUCCGUCAGCUUCACCGACAUCUACGGCCUCCCGCAGUACGAGAAACCCGACGCCGAGUGUGGCCAGCUUCUGCGCUUCGAUCUCAUUCCCUUCGACUCCCUGGGACGAGAUGCCCCCUUCUUAGAUUCCCCGGUGCCCUCGGGCUUCCACAAGCAGAGGCGCUCCCUGGACACGCCGCAGUCCCUGGCAUCCCUGUCCUCCCGCUCCUCCCUGUCCUCUCUGUCUCCCCCGAGCUCGCCCUUGGACACGCCCUUCCUCCCGGCCUCGCGCGACUCCCCCUUGGCCCAACUGGGGGACAGUUUCGAGGUGCCCGGCCUGGGCGCCCUCGACAGACUGCGGGCUCAGGCCUGUGCUUUGGGCGACGAAGACUUGCAGGGCACGGCAUCCCUUCAGCCGCACGGGUUCCCCGGGGAUGGGGAAGGACCUCGCGAGCGCGGACCCCAAGUGACCGCCGCUCCCACGGCUGCAACAGUGACUCUUCGAGAAGACAGUGCCAAGAGGUUGGAGAGGAGAGCGCGCCGAGUGUCUGCAUGCCUGUCGGAUUAUUCGCUGGCCAGCGAUAGCGGGGUAUUUGAGCCUCCGACCAAAAGGAGUGAGGAUACUGACGAGUUGGCACACGGAGACGCUUGUGGGAAUGAAGGGCCCCAGAUCCACGUUGGAUUUUUGCUCGACAGCGCCGGCGAGUGUCUUCUUGUGAACGUGCUCCAACUGAAGAAUAUUGCGGGGCUGGUCAUGAAGGAGGACUGCAAGAUACACAUCCGCGUCUAUUUGCCGCCGAUCGACUCUGGCACCCCAAACACUUACUGCUCUAAGGCUCUGGAAUUCCAGGCCCCCCUGGUAUUUAAUGAAAUUUUCAGAAUCCCUGUGCAUUCAAGCAUGUUGACGUUGAAGUCACUUCAAUUAUAUAUAUGUUCAGUGAAUCAGCAGCUGCAGGAAGAACUGCUGGGCAUUGCUCAGAUCAACCUGGCCGACUACGACGGGUCCAGCGAGAUGCAGCUGCGCUGGUACGCGGUGCAGGUGUUCAGCAGCUGCGGGCCGCCCAGGGCGAGGGAGAGCGAGCAGCCGGGGGGUGCCGCCGGGGACCCCGCACAAGCUGCCGCCGCGGGAAAGACGGACGCGGUGACGGCGCUGCUGGCCAGAACCACAGCCCAGCUGCAGGCCGUGGAGCGCGAGCUGGCCGAGGAGCGGGUGAAGCUGGAGUACACGGAGGACGAGGUCCUCGAGAUGGAGCGGAAGGAGGAGCUCGCCGAGGCCGUGUCCGAGAGGAGUUGGCAAGCCGACUCCGUGGACAGUGGCUGCAGCAGCUGCGCCCAGACCAGCCCCCCACACCCCGAGCCCUGCUGUGUUGGCGUCGACCCCCUCCAUGGACACGCAUUUGCUGGCCAGGCCGAUCCCUACAGCCCCAAGAAACUUCAGCCUCCACCUCUGAAGGUCGAUAAAGAAACCAACACAGAAGAUGUCUUCCCAGAAGAAGUAGCGAGUCUUCCGAAGGAGAGGCCCAGCCGCAGGGCUCGCGGGUCGCCUUUCGUUCGGAGUAGCACAAUUGUGCGUUCGCAGACCUUCUCCCCUGGGGCACGAAGCCAGUACGUUUGCAGACUUUAUCGUAGUGACAGCGACAGUUCGACGCUGCCCCGGAAGUCCCCGUUUGUCCGAAACACCCUGGAAAGACGGACCCUCCGCUAUAAGCAGCCCUGCAGGUCCUCCCUGGCCGAGCUCAUGGCCCGCACCUCCCUGGACCUGGAGCUGGAUCUCCAGGCCUCCCGAACGCGGCAGAGGCAGCUGAACGAGGAGAUCUGCACCCUGCGUGAACUGAGGCAGCGCUUAGAAGACGCGCAGCUCCGGGGCCAGACGGACCUGCCCCACUGGGUGCUGCGGGACGAGCGAUUCCGGAGCCUGCUGAAGGAAGCAGAGAGGCAGACAAGACAGACAAAACUUGACUUCCAUAAAGAACAGGCAGCUGAGAAGAUGCUGAAGAAGGCCUCCAAAGGGGUCUGCCAGCUGCGUGGGCAGAAGCGCAGAGAGCCCAUCCAGGUGCAGACCUUCAGGGAGAAGAUAGCAUUUUUUACAAGACCAAGGAUUAACGUACCUCCUCUGCCUGCCGACGAUGUUUGAUACAGUGCUUUGUACACAUGAAGUAUUUAUCUGCCUGGUUUGUUUUCAUGAAGUUCUUAGACUAGCUAAAUUUGUCCUUAAAAUAUUUGUGCAAAGCUAUUAAUAUACACACUUUGUAAAAAACACACACAUAUAUCUAUACAUAUAUAUUUUAUAAUAGUGACGGCAACAGGGCUUGGUUUUUCCUUGUUGUGAAAUUGACAUCUCUGAAGACAGGUUAUUUUAUAAAAGAUCAACUAUCGUGUUAAGAGUGUACAGUUUUUACGCUGUUUUAUUUGACUUAAAGGCUGGAAGACAGAAACAAAGUGAGUUCAGGCAAAUUCACUGUAUUGUAAUUUAUUUAUAGUACUUUUUUUUCCUUGAAGGAAAAUACUGACUUUAAGAUGUAUUUUAAGACUAAACUUUUGUGCUUCAGUACUUGUCAUGCUGUAGAAUGGGACUUUGGGGCCGGUUUUGUUUCUGACACCCAAAACGCAAACACUCUGCUGGAUUCGUCACUCGUAUCAGUUUCCAAAAUGUGUAUUUACCGUGUAUCUUGUACACGCCGCACUCCGCGUUCGCUUCCGAUCCCGGCCGCGCGUGCGUUGCCGAGCUGUGUCCCGCGCGGACUGCGCACCGACAGCCUCUCCUGUUGUCUUGUGCGACGUUGUGUGCUCCCUGGGAGUCUGAGGGGGGCCCCGGGCCUCAGCCGCCUGUCCGGCGUGGCUGGCCACACUGCCUGCCCUCACCAGACCACAGGCAGCCCCCGCCUUGGGUCCGCCCCAUCCGAUCAUGACCAGCGGGGCCGCGUGGAGCUCCUGCACUAUGACUCUGUCAUGAAGGCAAGUGACGGGAACUAGGAGCGCGUGUGUCCAGACAAUCCUUGAGUCCACGGAUGGGCGUAGCGCUUAUAACGUAGACGUGAUGGCCUUUGAAGGCGCUUGUUUGAGGAAGGGAGCAGGCAUGCGCGGGUAACGGCAGUUACCCAGCGAGUCACUGACAGGAGAGUAUUUGAUUUAAAUCAAACUCCGACCCCUCCAUACUGGAGUCUACCCAGUAUUUGCUAAGAAAUCUUAGAAGUAGUUCUUGAGGGGAAAAGAAAUUUUAUGUAAUAAAAUGUAAUAAAAAUAUACCAAUAUUCUUUUAAAAUGUCAAAUGAUCUAAAUAUUUUGCCGAACGCCUAUUUAUUAUACAUGAAAUGCGCUCUCCCUUCCGAGGCCUCAGACCAGUCAACGAGGUGGGUCACACGAACCGUACAAGAAGACAGAACUCUCUUCCUAGAUCUUUCUGCCCCUCCCUGGGAAAAGCCCACCUUGAAUCAGAGUCUCUCUCUCUCUCUCCUCAUUAGUCUGUAACCGCCCCCUUGUAUAACCUGCCUGCCUUUUUACAUUGUUAAAACUGAAUUUUGUAGAAGCAUUUCAUUGGCACGAGGCCUGUCACAGACAGGGGGUUUGUCCCUGGCGCUGGGACUGAAGACGCCGUGCUCUCACAGCACGCGACCCCAGCUUUCUCUUUGUGCCUCUAGUCGCGCUGCUUUUUGUUGGCUAAUUUCUCUGGGUACGUAACCCCCAACGGAGGUAGAGAUGCGCCAGGUCCCAGAGCUUGCCAGAACCGCCCCCCCAGCCGAGCGCAUUGCCAAGCAGGUGAGGACAAUGGCAGGCCUUCUCUGUGCCCCCAGCUGAUGAUACUUUUAACUCCAAAAAAGAACUGCCACCAGACUUGGGCGUGUGGAGGGCAAAUCAUGCCCCUCUCAGGUGCCCUGCUCCCUGGCUACGGAAAGGUGCCCGGGAACCAUUGCUUGGUGGCUGUUCCUCAGCACCUGCCACGUGGAGCACUCUCUGCGUGGGAUGGGGGCUCGAGGCAACUUUUCUGCCAACCCCUAUUAGUAGCAACGGGGGGGGGGCACCCACUGCGCCAAUACAGAAGGCCCUCCACCCAGGGGUUUCAAUUAACUUCACUGCCCAGUAGAUCUAGGCUUCUGUUUGGGGUGCUUACCCCCCACACCCCAGAGUUUGGUUGUGUGUGUGUGUGAGUUGUUUUUUUUUUCAAGAAAAGCUCUUUGCCCCACCAGGAACAAACAGUCCCUACUCCAGUGGCAGUCCGAGGAGUACUUGGAUUUGCCACCAGAUUGACUUCUAAUUGACUUCUCCCGCCUCCCUGCAAGGGUCUGCCUUUGCACCCAAAUGGGACCAGAGUGAGCAGGAGAGAAAAGCCAGACAGAUGGGGGAGGUAGAGGGUGAUGGGCUCUGUGCGACACAGCCGAGCCGGCGGCGGGCAGAAGUCCCAUGAUUGGCUUCUCUCUCCUGACCUGGUUUUGCAGCUUCUUUCUAGUGAAGACUGCCGCCCCCCAGCGAAUAGCCCACACGUCAGAAAGGUGAAGUCCUGUUGUCGGAAGGGCUGUUUCCAUCUUCUGUUUGAAUUUGCCCAUAACCGUGCUUUGGGAUAAGAAAGCUGCCCUGUUUGACCAGCACUUCCGGCCCAGAGACAAUCCCAAGUCCGCCACCAGGAUUCUUUAGAAGCAGUGCAAUGAGUCAAAGGGAAUUUGGUCUUCACGUCAUCCGAUCACUAAAUUGUCACUGCUGAAAUAAGUAACCUUCUGUCGUGGGAAUAAGUUCUAAUCAGUAUUCAUCUCUGUUUUUGUCACUCUUCCCUAAUUGUGUCAUUUGUAUUGUUUGAAAGUAUUCCUUCUAUAAAAUUAAACUAAUCUGCCUUAAGAACAGAA
Mirounga angustirostris (Northern elephant seal) is the source of this 6358-nucleotide messenger RNA. RefSeq names its product WWC family member 3 (gene WWC3). The transcript is spliced from 23 exons. Gene Ontology annotation, molecular function: molecular adaptor activity; kinase binding. Gene Ontology annotation, biological process: regulation of hippo signaling; cell migration; negative regulation of organ growth. The record is from RefSeq and is a predicted model, not a curated record. Gene Ontology annotation, cellular component: cytoplasm. Bases 16 to 3657 code for a protein of 1213 amino acids. NCBI's taxonomy places the organism in Eukaryota, Metazoa, Chordata, Mammalia, Carnivora, Phocidae.